CGCAUUUUUACUAAACAUGAAAAAGAAAGAAACGCAAAACUUAUAACUACCACAAGACAAAAGAAGCUUAUUCCAGUUCUCUGCAAAUAAUACAGUCGAGAGUAGUUAAAAUUAACUAGAGCCUUUUGCCAAAACGUGUAAAUAGAGGGCGAGAAUUGGAAGUGGACUAGCAGUGGUGUCAAAUAUCUUCAGGUAACGAGGAAUUCGCAGAAUCUCUUUUGCUCAGCGACUGCUGAGAUGGUAGCCGUUCGUUUUAUUAAGAAGCUAAAUACUUUUAGCCAAAAAUGUGGACGUUUACGUUUAUACCACACCUUAAAAAUUGAAGAAAGGGAUGGUAUUGCUAUUAUUAAAGUAGAUCAGACUAGUAAAAAGUCAAAUGCGUUGGAGGAAAGGUUUCUUUUAGAACUUUCACGAUGUUACGACGAACUUAAUAAAAAUGAAAAGAUCAAUUCUGUUAUUGUUAUGUCUGGAAAAUCAGAAAGUUUCUUAUCGGGGAUAGAUGGGGACUUGAUUAGUUCUUUAAAAACAGAUAGCCAAAUUUCUUCAUUAUGCCGAAAAAGUCAAGAAAUUUUAAACUUAAUUUCAGGUGGCCGUUUAUCGUUCAUUGCAGCGAUACAUGGCGCUGCCUUGGGCUUUGGACUAGAACUAGCUCUUGCCUGCCACUACAGGAUUGCUUCAAAAUCGCCUGUUACUAAGUUGGGUUUGCCAGAAGUUCGACUUGGCUUGCUUCCCUGCGCAGGUGGAACUCAACGUCUUCCUCAGCUCAUCGGACUGCAGUCUACUCUUCCGCUACUCUUGAAAGGCAAUGUUAUUGAUGCAGUUCAGGCCCAUAAAAUUGGGCUCGUCGACGAAAUUACGGAGAGAAUCGGGCCGAGUGAUCUGAGUUCCGAUGAAAAUACAAGGAAAUUUCUUAAAGAAGUUGCUAUUAAAGUUUCCAAGGAAAUGUUUGCAGGUCGUAUAAAUCUCGAGCGUAAAUUUCGUUUUAACAGCGCUGCUCAGACCUUAAAUGCUGCUUUGAAGUAUAUUUGCCGAGAAAAUCCAACUAUUCGAAAUUAUAUUUUUAAGAAAACCAAAGAAAAAAUAUUGAAAGAGACUCAUGCUCUCUAUCCGGCCCCCCUCCAAAUUCUAGAAGUAGUGAAAACCGGUUUGGAAUGCGGAUUAACAAAAGGUCUUGAACACGAGGCGCGUGUCUUUGCGGAAUUGUUUCGGACCAGUGAGAGCAAAGCUCUUGUGGGAUUGGCUUCUGAGGAGAAAGCGUGCAGACAACCUCCAGCUCCGUGGGUUUCUCGUUCACCAAGAAAAGUAGAGAAUAUCCAUAUUAUCGGCGCUGGACUGAUUGGUGCAGGCAUCGCGGAGGUUAGUCUUUCGAAGUUUAACGUUUUUAUUAAGGACGCAACGGAUUCUGCAAUUGCGAGAGGCCUCGAGCAAAUUGGGGCCAGUUUACAAAGCAGAGUUGUCAAAGGGCACUUAAGUCAGUUUGAAUCCGACAAAUUAAUGGAGUCGAUCCAAACCACCACCGGCUUCAAGUUCACAAAAAAGUGCGAUUUUAUAUUUGAGGCCGUUCCAGAGUCUUUAAAUAACAAACAGCAAAUAAUUGAACAAUUAAAUGAACGUAUUCCAGCUCAUUGCAUUAUUGCCACCAACACUUCUUCUAUAUCCGUUGAAGAGAUUGCAAAGAUUGCUAAACGGCCGGAGUUGGUGCUUGGCAUGCAUUACUUUACUCCAGUUAGUGAGACAAAGUUGUUGGAGAUAAUUCCUCAUUCAACUACAAGCCCUGAAGCUGUUGCUACCGCUUUUGCUGUUGGCGCUAAGCAGGGAAAAGUUGGUAUUGUCGUGAAGGACACCCCAGGAUUUUACGUCAAUCGCUGCAUUGGCCCAUACUUGAACGAGUGUUUGAGACUUUUAUCGGAAGGGACUGAUCCUAUAAGACUCGAUGAAGCUUUGACUUUGUACGGCUUUCCUAUUGGCCCGUUGGCUUAUGCGGAUGCUAUUGGGCUUGACUUUUUCGAGCAAGUGCUUUCCUCUUUACAAGGCCAUCUGGGAAGUUGUGUUGAGCAUACUACAGAACUGACCUUUUUGGGCCGUAUGGUUAAUGAAGGCUUUGUUGGUCAGAAAACAGGAAAGGGCUUUUAUUUGAAAGACAAAAGAAUGAAAGGAAGUCGUGUUUUGAAUUCAGAAGCUUUAAAAUUUAUUAAAAAGUAUAAGAAAAGUGUUGUUGAUGCUGAAUUAUCUCUGCACGACUUACAAAGAAGACCUACUUUCUUACUUGUUAAUGAGGCUGCACGGUGUUUACAAGACGAGGUUAUAAUGUCCCCAAGUGUUGGGGAUUUGGGACUUGUUCUCGGUUGCGGAUUUCCCCCGUGUAAAGGCGGUCCCUUUCGGUUUUUAGACAGUUUUGGACUUCAAAAGUUUAUUGACCAAAUGCGGCGCUACAGAGACGCACUGGGUGUCCGCUUUGAACCCGCUUCUCUUCUAUUGGACUAUGCUAAAGCUAAUAAAAAGUUUUAUUCAUAA
Molecule: messenger RNA, 2514 nt
Organism: Zophobas morio
Lineage: Eukaryota; Metazoa; Arthropoda; Insecta; Coleoptera; Tenebrionidae
Product: trifunctional enzyme subunit alpha, mitochondrial-like
Exons: 25
Coding region: 238-2514 (758 amino acids)
Biological process (GO): fatty acid metabolic process
Cellular component (GO): mitochondrial fatty acid beta-oxidation multienzyme complex
Molecular function (GO): oxidoreductase activity, acting on the CH-OH group of donors, NAD or NADP as acceptor; NAD+ binding
Source: RefSeq, a predicted model, not a curated record